Messenger RNA from Anopheles merus, 12069 nucleotides. RefSeq names its product AF4/FMR2 family member lilli (gene lilli). The transcript has 17 exons. Gene Ontology annotation, cellular component: super elongation complex; nucleus. Gene Ontology annotation, biological process: regulation of gene expression. The record is from RefSeq and is a predicted model, not a curated record. Lineage: Eukaryota; Metazoa; Arthropoda; Insecta; Diptera; Culicidae. The coding region runs from base 1996 to 7635 and encodes 1879 amino acids.
CCAUGGUCUAUGGUUGCAAAAGCAAAAAAACAAAAAAAAACGAAAAAACAAAAACGAAACCAGCGCAAAACACUCACACACCGAUGCGAGCGAAACAGUUUGAAGGUUGUGUGGUGGUGGUGCUGCUGCUACCGUUGCCACCCUUAAACGUUAUGCGCUAUUGAUUGAUGAAUGUACGCACACAUAGUGAAGAACAGAAGCCCUCGGCGCAACACACAAAAAAAAACAGCUGCUGCCUUUGGCUUCUGGGUGCCGCCGGAACGAACGUUUUCUCGAUAAGAUUGUGUGUGAGCUGCUGCACCGAGCCCAAUCCAAAUAGUUCGACAAGAUGUGAAAUCCAUACUAUUACGACCAUCUCGUCACAACAGCAGCUCUGGAGAUCAGUGUAUUUGUGUUGUGUAAGUGUGUGGUGCAGGUGGUUUAACAACACGAGCAUACACGUGCCUCCACAGCAGCAGCAGUAAGCAGCCGCCUUGAAGCAAAGCAGCAGCUAAGAAGCAAGAAAGAAGUGGUGAAGAAAAAAUUAAAAAUAGUGUGGAAAACCCGGCUCACGGCACGUCUCUGUGUGUAACUUUGGCUACAACACACCGGUACGCGUGCAUUAUUCUCUAUUUACAAAUGCAAUGGAAAUGAGCUGCCGCAGGCGUUAGAGUAGUGUGCACGCUGGAAUCGCGGGAGAAGUUGGUGCGUCCCAUCGGUCGGUGCUGAUAGUGAUAGGAGGGGGAUGCGGAGUGGGUUUGAGAGAGUGGUGUUGGUGGUUGUGCGGAUUUCGCUCUGCUGAUUACAUAGCGGUGCAAUUUCAAGAGACACAUUUCUGGUCCCGCUUGCCCCAGAAGCGGGUGUAUUGGCAGGAGGGUGAAAUUAGUGUAACGCCUAGUGGUGGUGGUCCCGCGGUUCGCACACUGUUACGCGUGUGAUGCACAACCCCCGUACGCAAAGAAAAGAUGUGUGAGCAAGAAGAAGGGUGAAAGGAAAAAUCACUGCAGGAUGUGUGCAUGUGUGUGCGUGUGAUGAUUACCUUUGCCGUAACAGCGCCGAGAAAGAAAGUAUGUGUGAGUGUGUGGGUGCUAGUGGCGGUAUAGCUUGGUGGUGAGAAGCAAUGGAAUGUGAAAAUAGUUUUGAAAAUCAAAUUGCAAUAGAAAAGUAGCCUUAGAGCGAUAGCGGUGUAGUGUGUGAGGGAGAGAUAUAAUACCGCAAGAGGCAAGAAUUAAGUGAUAACGGUGGGUGCAUUUGUGUGUGUAUGUGCGAGUAUUUAUGCACAAGUUUGCGCGUGUGUGUGGUUACGGUGCGAAAGGUUUAUCAGUGCCCUAGAGCGUGAGUUGGUGAUUAAAGAAAACAUAGUUUAUCUCCCAUCGAUGUGGAGCCAACCACUACCACCGCCCCUCAAGUGCAAUAACGGUUCUGGUGGAUGAAGUGUGGUGUUACUUUCCUUCGGAGAAGGCGGCUCCGCCGACAGGCGGUAAAUGGCCAAAGGCCAACCCAACCAUAACCGUGGUGCCGUGCAGGAUAGCGAAGCGCCGAGAAGAGUAAUAUUGGCGCAAAACAAAAGUUGUGCCCGAUUAGCAUGUUGUGUGUAGUUUUUAGUUAGACGCGUUAAACCCGGGUGCGUGUGUGUGGGCUAACCCCUCCCAGCCCGGCAAAGAUGAUUUGUCAGUGAAAAAUAUUAAAUCGAAAAAAAACCGGCAGCAACAAUUAAUCUCUUCCUACUGCUGCAAUCUACGGCGCGUUGCAAGCGCAGUGCAAUGAACCAGUGCGGUCAUCAUCGCGCUAGCAUUGACAGAUACAGUAGCAUCGUCUUUUGUUUCUUUCGCGCAGCAGGAGAGUGCACGGCGUGUGUCUGCGCUUUCCACAACAUUCACACAUAAACGCAUAAACGAUUAGGACAUAAGAAGAGAUAGACCGCGUCGUCGAUCGAUCGGCAGAUCAUCUCCGUCUUCAUCGGCACUGUCGUCCGCGUCGUCACUCCGGACGACCGGCGUAGUCGGUGAAUUGGACAUGAACAAAUCGCUUUACCCAAGGCACGACGAUGAGCAUGAAAGGAUGGAGCGGAGAGAACGGGAUAAACAGGCCCGUGCCCAGCUACAGGCCGAACGGGAACCGGAACCAACAGCCCCACUAUUUGCAGCACCAGUUAAAGUGCAAAGUCCAUCCGAUAUGGACAUGCACAUCGCGAAGCGACUUGGUAACUUCGAGGUAGUCAAGAAACACAUCCUGGAACCGUCCACAUCGCAUCAUGUUAUCGGAAUUGCCCCAACUCCUUCAACGCCAUUGCGUUCGUCGAGCGCGAUGCCCAGCCUGGUCGCCGGUAGCCACCAUCGGUCGCUUCCACCAAAAACCAAUAGCAAUAGUAGUAGUACCAUUAGCAAUAGUAAUGUCAACUUCGUGAAACCGGCCGACAAUCGCUCCGUUUACAAUGGCCGGCCAUCGGGAUCUAGCGCAGGAUGGAACAAUCUACCGGGCCAUUAUACGUCCUCUUCUUCAUCCUCAGCGGGGUCGUUUAACAAACACGAGGUACACAACUUCUCAUCGAAAGGACCGCCUUCAUCCGUUCCACCUUCACUGAUGAACGGCCGUACCUCGUCAGCGGGAGGAAGUAUCGGCAGCAGCAGUGGUGGAACCGGUGGUCCAUCCUUUGGCAGUGAUAAGUUACCCUCGCAAAUGCCCAACGGUCGACUGUCCCAGGUUGCAAACUCAAAAAUGCCUAGAGUAAACUCAAGUGAUAUUUCAACUCCGCUCAAACAGGGCAGCAACGUGGAGAAGAUAUUGAACGAAAUGAAGAUCAACGUCAUGACGCCGCUGACGGAAAUCGGGGCCACACCGCGCAAGGAGUUGGAAUCGAAGUUUAACUUCAACAACCCGAGCGCAAACCCGAGGCACGUUUACGCCACUCUGCCUUCUAUGUUGGGGCCGCUGAAACCUUUGGCUGGAGGUGCGGGUGGUACCACGAAAUCGUCCCUUUCGGGAUUGGCGAUGCUUCGUCCACUUAGCUCAAAUAUAGAGGACGAUAAUCCAAACAAUGGCUCGGAUAGCGACGACGGUGCAGACGGAGAGUCGAAGAAACGCAAUUCUAGUGAUACCUCAUCGAAUGAAAGCGCAGACGAAUCAUCGAGCGAGGACUCUAACAUUGGCAAUAAAUUGGGAGGAACCGUUCCCGUGACUGGCGGUCCAAUGGCUGGAGGAAUGAAUGGAAAUGGUGUCAGCGGAGUAGCAGGAGAAGGAGCGACUGGAGCGGCUGGAACAGGAAAUGGAAAUGGCAAUAGCAGUCCCGUGCGGAGGCCAAGCGAUUGGUCACUGCUGAAUUUCCUAAAGCAGCCUACCAGCAAUAGUCAACAAGUGCCAACAAACGAAAGUGCUCCCCAUGGUGGUGGUGCUGUUGGGGAUCGCAUUAGUGCCCAUCACCAUCAUCAACAUCAUCACCAAAACUUACACCACACACAUGAAGAAAAUUCCGUAUCAUCUCCAUUGCGACAGCAAAGAUUAAGCGGUUUAAGUGAAGUCGUACAAGGAUUCAUUGCAUCCCCUAUUGCGGACGGACGCUCUGCGACGGUUGCACCUGUAAAAAACGAACCCCUGGCACCGUUGGACGAUGACCACCUAUCAAACGCGAGCAGUAACGCGAGCAAUAGCGAGCUGCCUGUAGGCCAGGGUGUAUCUUUGUCCUCCGGUAUCAAUGCAGGAUCCUCAUCGUCAUCGUACGUAAAACAGGAACCGUAUCCCAGCGAAAACAGUGCCUCGCCGCCCGGAAUCAAGAGUGAGCAAAAGGAUGACGGUGCCGAUCGGUUAUCGUUGUCUAGUCCUGCGAAAAGUCCGGAGCUGCAACAUCACGUCGGUAACUAUAGCCUCCACCAUCGCCAACAGCAGCACCUGUUUAAUGACAGUGUCGAACAGGUAGAUGUGAUAUGUGCCCUACAGGAAGCCAAAGAGUUUAGCCUGAUCAAACCCAUCUCGAGCAUGUCGGAUUCCGAUUCGGAUGAUGCAGUGAUACCCUCAAUGGUCGGUGGCGACCUUGAGCAACAGCACCGUGUAAAUCUCCAACACGUCAACACCCAUAUGUCUCAUCAACCGGAUGGAGAACCGGUGGCGGCGGGAAAUGGCGUAGUGUUAGCAUCAACGACAGCUAACGCUGUCAAAAAGAAAAAGUGGAAACGGAAGCUUAUUGCUGGAACCGGCAAUGAGCGUGAAACUCGCGAUAGUUCAACAAGCAGCAGCGAAGACGAACGAUACGGUGCCGCGCGAAGAAGUCGAUCACAGUCCUUUGAGAAGGAAAAGACGCAUCUGAAACCGCGAGGUCGAGUGCGUAAAGGACACAGUGGCAAUACUCAUGGUAGUGGUGGAGGUGGAGGUGGUGGUACUACAAGUGCCGCAUCCAGUGCUCGUUAUUCAGAUGCAGAUUCUAUAACGAGUGGAGGUGGACACCGGUCAAGCAAAACGUCCUCCCAUGGAUCAACACCUACCAAAAAAGGUAACGCCUCGUCGGCUAUAAAUUCGCUGCCGUACGCUCACGGUGAUACUGGAGCUGCGGGUAUUAUGAGCCCUCCGAUUAGUAUUCCGUCAGUUGAUGGAAUCGUCCUGUCGAAAAAGACAAACUCCCGCAAACCGCGCUCGUCAAAGAUUCUCAGCAGCGAAACAGUGCUUUCCACCGAGAGUAGCUCCUCUUCGUCGGGUUCAUCUGCUGAGGAGGACGGAGUAGCAUCGUCAGGAGAGUCUGCGGAUACUAAUUCUGGCCACGAACGAUCUACACCUGCACCAGUUGAUCCCGUUGUGCCAGUGACGAAGACGAAGAAGCAUAAAUCGAAGAAGAAGCUGGACAAAAUGGCACCGGCUGACGCUUUGACGAGCAACAUAUCAGCGGACAAGGGAAAUGGAUUGAUCACCAACGAUGUUUCUAUAAAAAAUGGACCCAUCAAUGGAAGCGGCAGUAGUCGGAGUAACAAUAACUAUCAUCUGCAGAAUCUUUCAUCCGACAGCAAUGACGAGAGGCCUUCUUUAAUAACAUCGCCCUUCCAAAGCAGCGGUGGAAGGUUAGGAGAAGUUGCAACUUGUGGAAACCUUCCCAAGAAAUCACAUAAACUAUCAAUCAGUCAGACAUCAGUCGAUGAGGAAGAAUCCCGUGUGCUCAACUCCAACGGAAACAAGACUGUCGACGACGACGAUGACGACGACGAUGAUGAUGAUGACGAUCGCUCCGAUUCUCACAGCGAUAGUGAUAGCGAUACUCCAACCAAAAAAGAAAAGAAACAAAAUAAAAAUAAGAAAGCGGCUCUCUUUGCUCGGGUGUUUAUCAACACAGCUGCUGCCAGUGGUGGCAAGGGAAAGGGCGGCAAAGGAAAGGGUGGAAAAGGCAAGGGUCAAGUUUACAUUGACCACGUUGAUGAGCUGAAUCUAGCGAAAAGCAAUGGAGCUUCGACGACACCAAACGCUAACAAUCAAGCUGGAACAGCAACUACCGAGAUGCGGCGAUCGGCACAUCAGCACCUCACCGUACCAGGACUGGUGGAAACUUCUCCCAGGCCACCUUCUGCCACAGGAGAGAGUCGACCCAGCAGUCAGGGAACGGUAGGGUUAGCGGCGGCCGUCUCACCUACACUGGACAAGAUGCUCUAUUCACAUACCAGUGGUGCCUUAAGCAACAACAAUGUUUCGCUCGUUUGUCGGAUCGAUCUAAGUCGUUUGUUAAAAAUUCCACCGCCACCACCACAGAACCGGCCCCAGUCUGGACUGCGAUCACACGAUAACUACAACGCACACCGCAGUGCCUCUUCCGCGCGACAGAAGAGCAAAAGCCCGUACGAUCAGCUGCACGGUAAGCGGCGGCGAAGUUCGGUGGGCCAGCAAGAUCACCACGAUCGCAGUGGCAGCUCAGUGCACAGUUCUUCCUCGACACCCAGGCUACUGGAUGAUCGUGUGUCGUAUGGUGGAAGCGUUCCCAAUCGACUACUGGCGGGUGAAUCAUCGCCAGUGCUAGAAAAUGGAAUUAUUGGAUCCUCCGAGCGACACAGAAGCAAUUCCAUCAACAGUGACCACAGUGGUGCCGCCCAGAAGGCGCGAGAUUAUCGCGCAGGACUGGAUGCUUCUUACGGAAAUAAUUCACCUUCGUUGCACCAUCGGCAUCAUCCGCAAACCACCUACACUAACCAUCAUCAACAUCUUGCCAGUCAAUCCGACGCUGGUUUAAAAGGCGUCGAAAGUGACAAGUACGACGAAAAAUUGUUGACAAAAUCCGAAAAACUAGGCUACGACGAACAGCGUUUGAAGGAGGACAAGACAACUUCCCUACUUUACGGCAACAACCGUGGCAGCGGUGGUGGAAAAUACUCCAACUAUGGGGGAGUGAUAAAGCAGGAGAGCAGUACGCCAGCAGCUCAAUCAUUGAUUAAACAGGAGUACAAUAGGGACGAUUUGUUGACGGAUAAUAAGCUGGGAAAGCCGAGCAUGGGACCUACGUUGACAAAUGGUACAACAGGAGAUGGAGAUACGGGAGGCAGUGGACGAAUGCGGAAGCGAUCCGUCAGCUCGGGGAGUAACAAUACGUACAAGGAGAAGCGCCGGAAAAAGGAUAAAUCAUCCGCCAACUUACAGACUGAUCAACUUGACCAACUACCACCAACCAAUCACGAUCGGUUAGAUGAAAGCUCAUCGGGAGCAAGCUCAGGUCGAACAGCGAUAGCAAUGGAGAGAAACGGACAACAGCAGCACAGCAGCACCAAUGUUCAAGGGCAACAGCAGCAACAACAUCUGAUGGUCGGUGCUAAUGGGUUUGAAUCGGGCAUUGCGCCCGUAACAGGCGGUGAUAUUGGACCACCAGCAGAAGUCCCAGUGCAAAUCAAAAAGGUGUAUGUGUCGUACUUCGAACGCAACGAGGAAGUACCGGAAAUACGGGACCAAAGCCGAUUUCUCUCGGAAGCAAAGCGGUUAAAGCACGCGGCCGAUCGGGAGGGAGACCAUUUAGCACAAGCAAUGCUGUACCUGGAAGCCGUACUGUUUUUCCUGCUCACUGGCGACACGAUGGAGCGAGACCCGAUUACAGAGAAAGCUGCCUUUACGAUGUACAAAGAUACGCUUUGUUUGAUUAAGUUCAUUUCGUCUAAAUUUCGUAGUCAACUACAAAAUCAAACGAUGCAGGGUAAUAUCCACACAAAGGUGGCGAUUCUCAGUUUGCGUUGUCAAUCAUUGAUCUAUCUCAAGUUAUACAAGAUGCGCCGAAUGGACAUGAAAGAAACGGGCAAGACAAUCGGCGAAUUUAAUCACAAAACCAGCACAGUACCGGCGGAGCUAGCUAAUGGUAAUACUCCGUCUCCACUGUCGCCCACGUCGGUUGGUUCGCAGAGCUCUGGUUACAGUUCUGGACAAAACAACCACGUUGGAUCAAUGCCGCCGAUGAAUUCUUCUCCUGCUCAAUGCAUUAUAAUGCCAAUAAAUGUCCACGCAGCGUAUCAAAAGCAAACUACGUUGUUUACUCAUCUUUCCACUUGUCUCGAUCUUUGGGAGCAAGCGGAUAGCUUAGUGUCACGCGGGAACCAUGUCGAAUUUUUCAUCGAACUAGAUCACGAAAACGGGCCCAUGACGCUGCACAGUUCCCUGUACAAUGUCGUAAAGUACGUACAAGCUGGGAUUCAGAAGCUUCGGCGUAUGUAACAUUGGGUCAUGCUGGUGGAACCGGUGCAGAAGCAGCUAGAACCGUUCUAGCCAAUUAGAGAACUUUCUUAUUAUGACAAUAAUGACCAACGACGAGCAGACGGAAACGCUGAAGAAUAUGGAAUGCCGUACGAGACGGAAGUAAAAGCCUCUGCUUGAACAAAUAUUUUUUCACACUCUUAAGUCUGUGCACAGCAUCGCUUUCUGUCAAUAUAAGAUGACAGAUAUAUUGGACCAGUACCGUUCUGUGUAUUACCACGCGAUCUACAUAGUAUCCAAAAGCAAUCCAUAUGGCGCAAAUCACAACUUCCACAAUUUCCAGAGCUAUGUUGUCAAUGGUGUUUGUUGCGUUACAUGAUGCUCAAAGUGACGUUACGAACGUAAAUUCAACUACAUGUCAUAGCGUUUCUUCAGUCAUAUGAACGAUUGCAAUGUACCAAUCAAAUUGUUAAAAUGAGAGCAUAAGUUGGCCGAACACUAGAAUCCAGCCGAAUGCUGGUGGGAAUGGUAAAAUCAGCAUACGAAAACAAUCAACAACAGCAGCAGCAGCAACAACAGCUUCGUGAUCUUUGGUGAACCAAAAUGGCUCAACUGUGCGCUUUUGUUAUUUUCACAGCCGUAGAGGCAACUAAGUAAUCGUAUUUGUUAUACAUGGACCACACUAGAGAGGGAGAAAGAGAGGGCGGUAUAAUAGAAUAAUUUAUAUGUUGGUUUGCUUUGUCGUUAAACAUACGCAGAAUGAUGAAUUAAGUUAUUGAGAGCAACUGCAACACUAUGUAAAAUUAUCAAGCUAAGAGAUGAUAAAUGGUAUUUAGUUUUAUUUUGUUGUGGAUUAUCGUUUUGAAAAGGUGUCUGCCAUUUUUUUAGAAACUUUAGUCGUUUUACUGCGAUAGGCCAAUUGUAGGAUCUUACCACAUUUUUCAUAAAACCAUCAGUUGAAGGGCGCUGAAUUAGAUUGUGCUUCAUAGUGGACUGAUAAGAGAAGCAGUUUUUGUCUCUUAAGGCCGUGUAUUUCGUGCUUAAAUUUGUCUGAGGCGUUUGAAUCGUUAAUCGUUCUUCGUAAGAGAUGCAUUGUUUUAGUCGGGCAAAGCUAGACGCGAACAGUGUUGGGAACAGUUUACUCUCAUCGAUAUCAGCAACCAUUUCAUAUCCUUCUUAAGGAAUAAUCAAAGACACUACUAUUGAACCAUCGAUGAUCCCGUUCCUAACAAUUGUAAAACAUGUAAUUGUAGCAUGGGUCAAGGUUGCGCGGAGGCAAGGAAAACGCAUAAUUUUCUUUUAUAUACACGGUAAAAACAAGUAUCCACACAAACAGUUACAUUUAGUCAAGGGGUACAUAACAUGGUGGAAAAUUAUGAAUAAGGCUAUUUUAUAUGUUGUUUAUAGAGUUUUUAAUUAUUUACAUGCUUAAUGCUCACGUAAUAGAAGGAUCACACACACACACACACACGAAAGACUUAUCAAAGAGACAUAUAAAUGGCAAGACUUUUAGUAAAGCACAGAAAGAGAGCGGUUGAAGUUUGUUACGAAACUUAGGAGAAGCAACAACAAGAAAGGAGUUUAAAUAUGAAUAGGAACCGAAAGAAGGAUACACAAAAGUAAUGCAACAGUAGUUUAAUUUAUUAAAUGAAAAUACUGUGCAGCAAUAGUAACAGCUCUAAAGCGAAGGACAAUGAUCCGUCUGCAUGAAAGAUAAUUUAGAAAAUUUUAGUCAAAACCAUACUCUACCGCUAGUUUCGCCAUACACUUGUUUUAUCUACCUUGUUCUACACACGUAGUCGAGAAAAAAGUUGGGUUUGGUAAGUCGUUAACAAAAGUUUGCUAGAAAUACUAGUUAAAUAACGUCACGGAAUGUGGAGUGUGACAACAGGUGGUGCCGCAAAGAACAGCAAUGCUUUUUUCUCAAGUCUAAACGUCACAAUUAUAUUAUCAAAUACAAUUAUGUUUUAUAUGCUUCUCUUUAAACUGUAAGUGUACAACACUUUGCUAAUGUUAAUUAAUACACUCUCACUUUCGUACAAUUCUUCACGACAUUUUUAUUGUUUGGCAGUUGUGUCUGAGGAGCAGGAACAAAGGGAAUACGGUUUUCUCGUACAUGUGGAUAUUAAGUCAAUCGAAACGUAACAUUUUAUUCGCAACACUAGAAGUGUUGCUGGAACCAUUACCAUUGUCAAGGAAAGUCUGCAUGAACCUGCUGGAUGGAUGAUAAUAAACUUAUUUAAUUCUUUUGUGCGACUACAGCAACCAAUAGCUAAACAGUUGAUAGUUAUUAUUAUGCAUACAAUCAACUCCAAAGAUGAUAGCAAAAGUAACGUGAAAUAGCUCAAUAAACCUACAUUCGGAUGUCCUACCUAAUUAUUCUUUGCAAUGAAGAGUGUUGCCACGGGAUUAAAGUUCACGUUUGGGAACGAAUCAACAAUUUGUCCUUGCAACAAAAGAUCUUUACAAAUGCAGUAAGCUACCAUUUGGCAUUCGGAGCAUUAUUGAAAGGUGUUUCUGACGAAGCAGACUAACUAUUUCUUUUACCAUGUUAUCACAUUCAAAAUUGUGCAUGCGUUUUUAACGAGAAUCAAAUGGUUUCACAUCAAUGGUACUCCUCUCCUUCGGUUCUUGCCCUGGAUGAAUGAGUGUAAUUGGUCAAGGUUAAAUUGAGAGGGUUCAUAGAGAUUAUUUGCUGCAUCUAAUGGAAACGUAUACUAAAAAGGGUAGUGAGAGGCAUCAAAUUAGCAAUCACGUUCUAGCCCCCGUGCAUGAUUAUGUGAAAUGUUUUCACAUUUCACAAAUCAUACAGUUAACUUUGGUGUUUUACUACCGUUAAUUUAGUUGCGAUUCAAUGUGGUAUCAAUCGUCCCGCAAUUCAUGACCCUGCAAUGAACAUUAACACAAUUUUAAGUUUUGCCUGCUCUUGUAUGUGCCACAAUAAAAGAAAUCUCGUGUAAUAGGAAAGUGGAAGGAACCAGCAAGAAUUCAUGCAAUUCAUGUAACUUACGAUUGGUAAAGAGAUGUCCUCUAGAGGAGAUAGAAUGAGAAUAUAUUGUGGGUAGGCAGAAGUGUGAGAAACCACACAACAACAACCAAAAGAAACACCUAUAUUCACAAAGUGCAACUCAACUCAAAGCAAAAGCAACAACUAUUGAUAAUUUAAGCGAAUGGUAAACAAACUGGUAACAAGAAAGCUGCGGGCGACUUUGCACCAAACUCUUCACAAAGAGCAACAAACUGAAAGCAUUACUAAACUAAAAGACUAUAAUAUUGUACGAAACCACAACACACGAACCACUUAAACCCGAUCACGAAGAGCAAUGGUAAUUAGGGCUACUAGAGGAUGAUCUAGAAGAUGAUUUCAGAUUUGAUGCGCAUUACUUUUAAAAAGGUGCGUAAGAAAAGGGUGUGCAGCGAGUGCAAAACUAACCAAUACACCACAAAUGUAACAGCAUUAAAGUUGAGGAACGGAUACGUUGACAGUGCAACAAAACUAUAGAUGAAAGGUCGUGACAGAAUUCAAGCAUCUAUACAUCUAACAACCGGUAUGAAUCAAAGUCCGAUUUAACGGUAAAUUAACCGGUCGACUCAACAAGCAACAUAAAGUUAAAUGAAACCGAAGCUUAAAGUGUAUUGUGAGAUAUUAUAUUAAUACUAUACAUCUAUAUACAUAUAUAUACGUACACAUCGAUAUAUAUAUAUAAAGCUAUAUAUUGUAUACAGAGUAGAGUUGAUCACGCUGUGGGAAACACAAUUGAAAUAUAGAGAUAUAAGACAUCAUAGGGAAUCAAUGAGAUAUAAAGAAGAAAGAAAAUAAAUAGUAAACGCAGGGGGUAAAUUGAAGAACAAAACUUAACAGAUGUAUCGGAAAGAAGAGAUUAGAGAAAACAUCUGCAUUUUAAAGCAGCUGACGCAAUUGGACAGAAACUAAAUCAAGCACACGGAUCACGAACGAAUAGAUUGAAGAGAAGUAAAGCUCGAUUUUAAGCAAACGAAGGAACAGCACAUAAAGCAACCACAAUUGACUUAGAGUUACUAUGUAAAAUAAACACACAAACACACAACCCACAACCUAGCAGCAAUGAAACGAAACGUGUAGCAAACGUGUAGUAAGUUAAACUAUAUUAAUAAGGAAACUCAACAAGAAGCAAGCAAGACAAACAAACAACUAAUGGAACACAACAGCCUCUCAACAGUGGGCAACAUCUUGGUGUUACACAAUAAGUAAAAAAAACUCCUUUUUUAGUUUCAUUUGGAGUAUUAUUAUUAUUAUUGCAAAUGCUGUGCAAUGCAAUGCAAAAAAACGAUAAACUAAUGAAAAGAGACGAAACGGGGGUAGGGAGUUUAUUUAUGGUGAUAGACAGAAGGCACACAAAGGAUGUGACCAAAAAAUGAAGGGAAGAUAAUCGCGCUUGCAGGUUGCCCUUUGGGAUUAACGGCCGCAGGAAUGUA